Messenger RNA from Saxophila tyrrhenica, 354 nucleotides. RefSeq lists its product as uncharacterized. The transcript has 3 exons. Lineage: Eukaryota; Fungi; Ascomycota; Dothideomycetes; Mycosphaerellales; Extremaceae. Bases 1 to 354 code for a protein of 117 amino acids. The record is from RefSeq and is a predicted model, not a curated record.
AUGGCCACCAUAAACGGCCGCACCUUAUGGCCAGAGUACCUCAUCGAUUUUGCCUGGGCAAUCGCAUUCGGGGUCGUCUUCCAGUACUUCUCCAUUGCUCCGAUGGCAAACGGAUAUGGACCGACGGUUAUAUACCGCGCCCUGAAAGCUGACGUCCUAUCUCUCGUCUUCUUCGAAAUCGGGCUUUUUGGCUGGAUGGCAAUUUUCCAGGUAGCUAUUUUCAACUGGAAGCUGGAAAUGGAUACUGUGACGUACUGGUGGAUGAUGCAGAUCGGAAUGUUUUGUGGCCACUGGACAGCGGUUCCGAUCAACUACUGGUUGAUCAAGACGAACGUGAAAGAACCGUGUGCCUAA